AAGCGGUCCCCCAUUACGGACGCGCUCAACGUCGCGUAACCCUGGUCUUCUAAAGCUCCCCCAUUUAGGACUUUGGCCUCCUAUCCACCUCUGUCAACACUUCGCCUCUUCGCCUGUCUCCCAAUUGCCAUGAUGCUUCUCUAGUUCUUUCCCCCCCACAAAGUCUGGGUCGUCAAUUCUUUUGCAAAGCCUCCAUAAUCAUGUCUAAAUCUCUUAACAAGCGGAAUAAGUUCGCCGAGCUGCGGGCUCUCCGGCAAUCUGGCAAGAAGAAGUUCGACACUUACGAAGUCGAGCAUGUGCAAGACUUGUACGAGGAAGUUGACGAGGCCGGAUACAAGAAGAUCGUUCGCGACCGUCUAAAUGAGGAUGACUUCGUCGUUGACGACAAUGGCGAAGGCUAUGCAGACGAUGGUCGUGAGGAAUGGGACCGUGUUCCCACCAGGUACGAGACUGAGAGCGAAGAUGAGUUGAUGGCGCAGGGUAAAGGUCGCCAGUCUAAGAAAAGCCGAGACGAGGACCAAACGAAACGAGAUGCCAAUGACCGGAACAUCUCCGAGUAUUUCACCAGAGGUCCUGCCGCAGCCAAGCCCAAGGCGAAGGUAAUCAAGACAGAAGAGGACGACGAGUUCAUCGCCGGGCUCCUCGACGAGGUCGACGCAAACAUCCCAACUCCGCUGCCGCGAUCUUCCAAGAAGAGGGACAGAUCCAAUGAGCGACGGCGAAGAGUCCGUGUCCUUUCGCCUGCCCCUGAACCUAGGCAGCAUGUGGCAAAGAAGGCGAAGGUGGUUGAUGAUAGGCUGCCACCUACCCCUCACGACGACGAUAUGUAUACCGCCGACGAUACAUCCCUUCCUAUCUUUGAUGAGGAACCAAUCACCUCAGCAGAUGUACCGAUGAGUGAUCCAGCACCAUCAUCACCAACGGCCAAAGCCGCGGAGCGCAAAUCACAGUCCAAGGCUGAACAUGCAGAGGACGAGGAGGAGGACGAUAUGAUGGAAGUCGCCCAUGCUGGAGCUAUCACUGCAGCGAGCGUGAACUUAUCAGCCUCCCGGAUCAAGAAGAUCAUCAAGCCGGAUCCGUAUCCUUCGCCGGCGAAUUCCUCUCCUCCCAAGCCAUCAGAAAACAGCGUCGACUCGUCAUCUUGGAACGACAUCAAUCAGAAGCUCAACGUCGUCAGCGGCUCGCCCGCGACGCCAAGGACAGUCGGGAAGAUUGACUACAAGGAUGCGAUCGAGGAAGAUGGGAGCCUUAACAUGUUCUGGACUGACUACAUGGAAGUCAACGGAAGCCUUUGCCUAUUCGGAAAGGUUCUGAACAAGAAGACCGAAAGCUACGUGAGCUGCUUCGUCAAGGUCGACAACAUCCUUCGAAAACUAUACUUCCUUCCCCGCGAGCACCGGCUCCAAGACGGCGAGGAGACGUCCGAGAAGGUUGAGAUGAUGGACGUCUACGGCGAAGUUGACACCAUCAUGACCAAGAUGAAGGUGGAUAUGUACAAGAUCAAGGCUUGCACCCGGAAGUACGCCUUUGAGCUCCCAGGUAUCCCCAGGGAGGGCCAGUACCUCAAACUUCUCUACCCAUACACCAGGCCGCAGAUCGACUCGGCAAUCACUGGAGAGACAUUUUCCCACGUUUUCGGCACCACCACCAACCUGUUCGAGCAGUUUGUGCUCUGGAAGAACAUUAUGGGUCCUUGUUGGCUGAAGAUCCAAGACGCAGACUUCGGCGCCGUCAAGAAUGCCUCCCAUUGCAAGCUGGAAGUCCUUGUUGAACACCCGAAUAUGGUCUCCCCAUUGAGCGAAGGGGACAACCUCGACGCGCCUCCGCUGAGCCUGAUGACCAUUGCCAUGCGAACGACCUUCAAUGCCAAGGAGAACAAGCAAGAACUCCUCGCGCUCAGCGCCCGGAUCUACGAGAAUAUCUCGUUGAGUGACACCACUCCGGCCGAGAAACUGCCCUGCCGCACAUUCACGCUCAUAAGGCCGAACGGCGCAGCCUUUCCCCUCGGGUUCGAGACACUGGCUAAAGAACGGAAGAGGGGCUUGGUCAAGGUAAUGAAGCAAGAGACGGAGAUUUUGAACUUCUUCUUAGCUCAAAUGGACCUGGUUGACCCCGACGUCAUAGUUGGCCACCAACUGGAAGGUGUCGACUACAGCAUCUUGCUGAACCGCCUCCAGGAAAAGAAGACACACCAGUGGUCUCGGCUUGGGAGGUACAGACGUUCACAAUGGCCAACAUCGAUGGGCAAACUGGGUGGCAACGUCUUCGCGGAGCGCCAGAUAAUUUCCGGCCGUCUCCUCUGCGAUCUUGCCAACGAUGCCGGCAAGUCGACAAUGUACAAGUGUCAGUCCUGGAGCUUGACAGAGAUGUGCAGCCUCUACCUUGGCGGGGACAACCGACGCCGCGACGUUGAUAAUGAUGUUGCCCUGAAGACGUGGGCCACGACGCCGAAGGGGCUCAUGGACUACAUCACCCAUAUGGAGGCCGAUACCUACUUCAUCACCGCCCUUGCUCUCAGAGUCCAGAUCCUGCCCCUGACAAAAGUCCUGACCAACUUGGCCGGCAACUCGUGGGCUAGGACCCUCACUGGCACGCGUGCUGAGCGAAACGAGUACAUUCUGCUCCACGAAUUCCAUCGGAAUAAGUACAUCUGCCCAGACAAGCAGACUUUCAAAGGCAGGCAGCGGGCGGAGGCAGAGAAUGAGGACGCAGCGAACGGUGACACCAAGAAGAAGGACAAGUACAAGGGCGGUCUCGUCUUCGAGCCCGAAAAGGGGCUGUACGACAAGUUCGUCCUUGUCAUGGAUUUCAACUCACUGUAUCCGUCCAUCAUUCAGGAAUUCAACAUCUGCUUUACGACCGUUGAGAGGUCAUCCUCGUCGGAAGAUGAUGACGCAGUUCCAGCGGUUCCUGAGGAGCAAGGUCAAGGUAUCCUGCCUAGGCUCAUUGCUACUCUCGUUAGCCGGAGAAAGCAGGUCAAGAGUCUCAUGAAGGACAAGAACGCCACCCCGGAGGAGCUCGCGACAUGGGAUAUUAAGCAGCUGGCCUUGAAACUCACAGCCAACUCGAUGUAUGGCUGUCUGGGCUAUACCAAGUCCCGGUUCUAUGCCCGGCCCCUGGCCAUGCUUACCACCUUCAAGGGCCGUGAGAUUCUUCGGAGCACGAAAGAGCUCGCAGAGAGCAGGUCACUCCAGGUCAUCUACGGAGACACGGACUCGGUCAUGAUCAAUGCCAACGUGGAUAACGUGGCCGAUGCGUUCAAGGUCGGACACGAGUUCAAGAAGGCGGUCAACGAACGGUACAGGCUGCUAGAGAUCGACAUCGACAACAUCUUCCGCCGCAUUCUCCUCCAGGCCAAGAAGAAGUAUGCUGCGAUCAAUAUGGUCGAGGUUGACGGCAAGUUCGUCGAGAAGAUGGAAGUCAAGGGUUUGGAUAUGAAGCGCCGCGAGUACUGUGGCCUCUCCAAGGAGAUCUCGUCUCGAAUCCUCAACGAGAUUCUCUCAGGCGAUGACACCGAGGUGUCUGUACAACGUAUCCACGAAUACCUGCGCGAUAUAUCCGGCAAGAUGCGCGAGCUGUCCAUCCCCGUGCAAAAGUACAUCAUUUUCACACAGCUCGGCAAGGCGCCCAAGGAGUACCCCAACGCCGACAGCAUGCCCCAGGUGCAGGUCGCCCUACGGGAGCUCGCACGCGGCAAGACUAUGCGCAAGGGCGACGUUGUCUCGUACAUCAUCACCGGCGAUAGCAAACAAACCUCGGAACCACCUGCGAAGCGCGCGUACACCCCCCAAGACGUCCUCAAGGCGGACUCCGGUCUCACCCCGGAUAUCGAGUGGUACAUGGGGAAGCAGAUCUUCCCGCCCGUCGAACGUCUCUGCGCCAACAUAGUUGGCACGUCCACGGCCCAACUAGCCGAGAAUCUCGGCCUCGACAUCCGCCGCUAUGCGUCAAACAAUAGCAACAACCUCUCCGGUUCCGGCUCCAACGAGCUCGAGGUCCACCCCCUCGAGUCCCAGAUCCCAGACGCGGUCCGUUUCCGCGACUGCGCGCGGCUGUCCCUCCGCUGCCGAGCCUGCAAGACGUCGGCGAGCUUCGAGGGCCUCCUCGCGUCGCCGGACCGCGUCACGCCCUCGGGCGUGACCUGUGCGUCCUGCGGCGCGGUGAUGCCGACGCUCUCGGUCGUGGCGCAGGUCGAGGCGGCCAUCCGCGCGCAGACGGCGCGCUACUACGAGGGCUGGCUGGUCUGCGACGACUCCAGCUGCGGGGUGCGCACGAGGCAGAUGAGCGUCUACGGCACGCGGUGCCUGGGGCCCAAGGGCCUGGCCCGCGACUGCCUCGGGCGGAUGAGGUACGAGGUCGGUGAGAGGGAGAUCUACAACCAGCUGGUGUACUUUGCGAGCCUGUGGGAUGUGGAAAAGGCGAAGGCUAAGGCAGGUGGCGCGUCUGGGAGCGGUGGCGAGGAGAGUGUCACCCCCGAGGCCAGGGAGAAGAUCGUCGCGCUGGCGGAGCACAACCGCGUCAGGUUCGGCACCGUGAAGGCCGUAGCUGACAAGUAUCUGGACAAGUGUGGCAGGCAGUGGGUUGCCAUGGAUACGCUCUUUGCCAAGCUGGGAUUCGUCGCUCCGGCCGCUGCGUAAUCAUCUUGUUGGUGUGGUCAUGGCUAUGAUGACUUGGCUUUAGUUUUGGGGUGCGCAACGCUCCUUGUCAUGAGUUUAUAUUCUUGAGCAUUCUCUGGUUUUCGUGCUGGCGUUUUAAGGGGAAAGGGGUAUGUUUUGUUCGGUUUCUGAAAUAUACAUAACUUGCGCUCGUUUAGG
This is a messenger RNA of Phialemonium atrogriseum, 4814 nucleotides long. RefSeq names its product putative dna polymerase. Gene Ontology annotation, molecular function: nucleotide binding; chromatin binding; DNA-directed DNA polymerase activity. Gene Ontology annotation, biological process: DNA replication; leading strand elongation; mitotic DNA replication initiation. Gene Ontology annotation, cellular component: alpha DNA polymerase:primase complex. The record is from RefSeq and is a predicted model, not a curated record. The transcript has 4 exons. The coding region runs from base 201 to 4637 and encodes 1478 amino acids. Lineage: Eukaryota; Fungi; Ascomycota; Sordariomycetes; Cephalothecales; Cephalothecaceae.